AUGGACUUCUCUCUUUCGGAGACUCUUUCGAAGAGCAGCACGGUCAAUGUUCUGUCAUACUUUUCCUGCUGAACCGCCUCUGAGUCACGGUUGUCAUGGCAUAUGUUAAUGUGUGCGACUCUCCUCCCCCGUGCCCUUGUCAAGUUCCCUCGAUUCCGCCCCGCCGUCAUUCUUUAUUCACGGACUUGUAGCGCUGCCCAUUCUACCCCUCUAACACGCCUCCAUCCUCAAUCCUCUACCCCCAACUCAUAUACUCGGCAACACCUGCACAAGCACAGAGCUGCUUUUUCCAUUUCGUUCAUGAGACGUCCCGAAUCCCGCAGCCCUUCUCACCGACCGGAAAAAAGACGGCGCCUGUCUGUGGCUGCCUCGCGCGAGAACACCAUGAGCGAAUCCACCGAUACUCUUCCUGAAAUCCAGUUGACGCCUCUCGAGAAUACCCUUAAAACCCUCCUACUUGAUGUUGCACAGUAUAUACAUGAACGAAGGUGCGCAGAAGGUUCGCAUGAUGGGAACGCCUCCGGCACUGUCUUGCGAUUCACUGGAGGAUGGGUGCGCGACAAGUUGCUCGGAGUGGACAGCCAAGAUAUCGAUGUUGGCAUCAAUAACAUGACUGGAUAUCAGUUUGGGCUCCUACUGAAAGAAUACAUGGACAUCCCUGGCACCUUGGACAAAUACCGGAAGGAUCAUGCGAGCGGCGAUCUAGGCAAAGAGCUUGUCAGUCUGCAUAAGAUCGAGGCGAAUCCGGAGAAAUCCAAGCACCUAGAAACAGUGACGACGAACAUUUUCGGCUUCGAUGUAGACUUGGUCAACUUGAGGAAAGAGACAUAUACUGCCGACAGCCGGAACCCUCAGAUGGAAUUCGGAACAGCCGAGGAAGACGCGUUGCGCCGGGACGCCACCAUCAACGCACUUUUCUAUAAUCUCAACGAGUCCAAGGUCGAAGAUUUGACCAGACGCGGUCUUCGGGAUAUGCAGGACCAGAUCAUCCGCACCCCAUUGGAGCCAUAUCAAACAUUCCAGGAUGACCCAUUGCGUGUGCUACGACUAAUCCGUUUCGCAAGCCGCCUGGGAUACCUGAUACACCCUGAAACCGAGGCGGCAAUGCAGAACGCUCAUAUAGGCGAGGCUCUAAAGCUUAAAAUCAGCCGUGAGCGAGUCCUGAAGGAACUUGAAAAGAUGCUUUAUGGACCUGAUCCUCGCGGUGCCCUACAUAUAAUAGAUCGUCUAGGUCUUUAUCCGACUAUCUUCGCUAAUUUCCAAGAUGAUGCCACUGUUGAGACUUCAUCCUGGCCUUUCGCCUACAACACAGUAGAGAGACUGAUACGGCCUACUGGUGUCGACCCUCGACAGACAGUGGAACAAGUUCGAGACUUUCUCAUUCGCGACAAGCAAGAGGAGUUCUACGCCUGGAUGCUCUCAGCAAUGGCUCCGUGGUCAAAGGUCCCAGGCCGCCCCCCAAAAGGCAAAGGGCGGCCACCACCGCCUCGGGCUGCAGAGGUUGCCAAAGAAAGCUUGCGAGCUGACAACAAAGUAAUAUCUGUUGUGGGAGAUGCGGCAGCAAGUUGGCAGUCGAUUAUUGAGGUAAAGAACUCAAUCUUGGAAGGGGCUGUGAGUGGAACGGCAAUGGAAGUUCGCAGGCACGUUGGGUUGCACAUUCGUUCUUGGAAAAAGGACUGGAGGCUGUGCAUUGUUCAGGCCAUACUUCAGGAGGUCAUGAGCGGACGCCAGUAUGACCUAGUGGUCGAAGAGUAUGCCCGGUUUAUCGGGUACAUCAAGGAACAAGGCCUACAAGAUGUAUACGAUCUGAAACCGCUUGUUAAUGGCGAUCAAGUCAUGAAGACAAUGGGUGGUAAAAAGGGACCAUGGCUGGCCAAGGCAUUGCAGAUGGUGGUUGAAUGGCAACUAGUGCAUCCCGAGUCAAACGAUCAGGAGGAAGUCCUGAAAGUCUUAGCUGAUAAAAGACAAGAGCUUGGGAUUUGAUAGAGUCAAAAUCUAUGAAUAGAAGUUAGCGCAUAGCUGAACAAUUUUUGGUGGUCUC
Messenger RNA from Aspergillus aculeatus ATCC 16872, 2041 nucleotides. RefSeq names its product tRNA adenylyltransferase. Gene Ontology annotation, biological process: tRNA 3'-terminal CCA addition. The record is from RefSeq and is a predicted model, not a curated record. The transcript is spliced from 3 exons. Gene Ontology annotation, molecular function: ATP:3'-cytidine-cytidine-tRNA adenylyltransferase activity; RNA binding. NCBI's taxonomy places the organism in Eukaryota, Fungi, Ascomycota, Eurotiomycetes, Eurotiales, Aspergillaceae. The coding region runs from base 385 to 1983 and encodes 532 amino acids.